UCUCCCUUUGUUAUAGGAAUACACGGUAGACUGAGCACUUGGACCAUCUCCCUGUACUGAGGUAGUAUGUUGUCGAUGCGACUGUUCAUGCGAUUUCACAUAUAUAGUACAUACUCUCCCCAGUUAAACAUGAUUCGUUCUAAACUUCCGCCAUCAACACCACUCGUAACAUCAUCACAGGUCUAUACCAUUCCUGAUCUAGAGGAGCAUACCAAGCAUUUCAGCUAAGGGAAACCCUGUUUCAAAAUGGAAGGCUUGCGAGAUUCACAAGAUGGAUGGAAGUACGUCAUCGUCCUGACUAAAUUCGUCAUCCAGUUCGUUGAAAUGGCGACGUCAAAGUCGUUUGGAGUCUUGAUUCCUACCAUGAUAUAUUUGUUCUCGACAGAUGCUUCUUCUUUAGGCCUUGCGUGCAGCAUGCCUACGUCCAUGAUGCUCUUAGGAUCUUUACCCGUUGCUUAUAUUCUGAAGAGCGGCUACAUAUCACCUCGAGUGAUGGCGGUCACUGGAGCUAUCAUAUCAUCGUUAGGAAUCAUCAUUUCCGGUUAUCUUACAUCUGUUAUCCCUCUCGGAUUCUGCCUUGCCCUAACAGGAUUUGGACUGUCGAUGGGGUACCUACCAGCCAAAGUCUUACUCAACGACUACUUCCAGGAUACAUUCAUACUUAUGAACUCUUUAGGUAGUCUAGGAAUCGAUGUAGGUGCAUUAGUUGGUCCAGUCAUCAUUGAGAGGGCGCUAGAUGCGUAUGGGUUCAGUGGUGCCAUGCUCAUCCUUGGAGGGAUCAGCUUGCAUGCAAUUCCUGCCAGUAUAGCUCUUAGGACAGUAAAGGGUUCUCGCAAAGCCACACGGAUUCAGAAAAGAGAAGGUUGUCAAGAACCUUUAAUCGAUCCUAAUGGUGAUGAAAAGAGUGUUGUUAAGACUGUAGAUGAUGGUGAAAUAGUUAGCUCGGACGACCUAGCUUCAUCGUCAAAAGAAAUUAGCCAAUAUCGAGAAGAUCACACUGAGAGGGUAUCUGCAGAACAUGAUGUUUUACCUUGGAGGCAACGAUUUUCGCAGUGGUUUUGGCACUGCAUUAUUGUGGAAGAACCUCUCCUGUUACUUUCACUUCCUAUUCUUUUCCUCACAUCAUUCGUUGUGCAAUCAUGGAUUUUAUUUCUUGUUCCAAGAGCAAUAUGGCACGGAAUUCCAAGUUCUAAAGCCGUCUUGCUGUCAUCAAUUGGAGGUGGAGGUGGCGUCCUAGGGCAAAUUCUAUGCAUUGCGAUUCUCUUCUUCUUCAGAGUUGACUUUAUUGUCGUUUCCCUGAUCCUGAGUGUGAUAUCAUCAACUACCUUCUUAAUUGACCCACUGCUAACAUCGUUCCCAGUCAUGUGCGUCACGGCGUUUAUCCAAGGGUUGUGCGUCUUCAGCGCAGGAAUAUCUUCUGCUGCAUUCCUCAAGAGCUCUGUGUCUAAUGAAAACUUCACUGUUGCCGUAGGGAUCUUUGGUGUGGUGUACGGCAUCGGAGGGAUUGUCGGAAGUUUGUUGUCAGGUAUGAUCAAGGACAAGACUGGAUCCUAUACAAUAGUGUUUAUUGCUCUUGGUUUUACCAACUGUUUAACUGUGAUCCUCACAAUUGUCUUCUUGGCUGCCCAACGGAGACGGGAUCAUCUCACAUUACAAAACAAACAAGACAAAUAAUUAAGGAAUUGAUGAUCACAGCAUCUCUUACUCUUAGUCUUGCUCUUGGAGAUGUGGUCUAGUUGAUAGAUCAACAGACUGUAGAUUAGAAGGUGCGGGGUUCAAAUCAUAAACCCGGCACUAACGUUCUUUGUCAAAACGUUAAUGUACAUUUGCCACUUGAGACCCAGGUGUUAAUGGAUACCUGGUAGGAUGCGGAAGUCAUUGUAGUUUGCUAAGCAUUGUGAGCGUCUGUAAAAUGGCGCCUGGCUGGUAUGCCCUCCCAGGGAGAUGAGAAUGUGAAAUCAUUGUUUACGGGCAAGCCCCUGGAUGACCGGGAUAAUCAUAAUUAGUAAAAGCGCGUAGAGACAUCGUCGAUGUAUUAAAGGGACAGUUGAGCUUUUAUUCUAUUGAAAUAUUUUUAAUCAGAAUAAUAAGAAUUGAAAUAUUUGUAAUCAGGAUAACAA
This is a messenger RNA of Strongylocentrotus purpuratus (purple sea urchin), 2120 nucleotides long. RefSeq names its product monocarboxylate transporter 6-like. Gene Ontology annotation, biological process: transmembrane transport. Lineage: Eukaryota; Metazoa; Echinodermata; Echinoidea; Camarodonta; Strongylocentrotidae. The transcript has 4 exons. Gene Ontology annotation, molecular function: monocarboxylic acid transmembrane transporter activity. The record is from RefSeq and is a predicted model, not a curated record. The coding region runs from base 247 to 1674 and encodes 475 amino acids.